This is a messenger RNA of Rhinichthys klamathensis goyatoka, 1766 nucleotides long. RefSeq names its product regulator of G-protein signaling 1. The transcript has 6 exons. The record is from RefSeq and is a predicted model, not a curated record. Lineage: Eukaryota; Metazoa; Chordata; Actinopteri; Cypriniformes; Leuciscidae. The coding region runs from base 150 to 1145 and encodes 331 amino acids.
UCCAGUUGAAAGACGAACCGACUCCGAAUCUUUUGGAUAUAAAAAGACCUGUACAUGGACUGUCAUGAAAAGACCAGAAACAGAUUUAUCGUAAGGCCUCUGGCAUUCUCUCUAUCUUCCUUUCAUUCUUUCUUUUAAAAUCCAGCAUAAUGAUGCGCAAGUACAGUUCAGUGGGUGCAUUGUUGGAGCUGGACUACUUGCCCUGGGGACAGGUGGAUCGAGAUAGGACCCCGGCCACCUCGGAUGAUGAUACGGUUGGGGCCUCAGCAUCCUAUCCUUGCACCCCAGAUGCAAUGUCGGGAGGUGAUGGAAAGGGGGGGCUUAACAGAGAUCACAGCAUUAGUGUGGAAAAUCUGGUCGGCUUGGAGAAGGAAUCUGGUUUACUGAGAGUUACGAACCUGAAUGAGAGCUUUAAAGCUUACAGUGACAGCCAGCUCGCUGCUAAUGCCAAAGGCAGCUUUGAGAGUAUGGGAAAGUGUGAUGCCAUGCACUCUUCGUCAUCCUCUCUGAAAUCUAACCAUAUGUCCAACUCCCCAAAACCUCAUUAUCACCGACAGCAAGCUCGGGCCAAACUGGCUGCUGCUAAAAUACACCUUAAAAGUUUGUUUGGACAGGGUUCACCGCACUCCUCGCAUUCAAAUUUGACAAGUGCAGAGCACAGAGAGAACAUAACCAGUGCUAAAGAGAGGCGCUCCCGAAAGCCUUUCCUCAGGCAGUGGAGUCAGGUGGGCCACGCCAAAGCUCAACUCAGCAGGAAGGAGAUGGAAAAUUGGGCCCUGUCCCUUGAUGCUUUGCUGGACAGUAGAGUGGGAGUCACAGUCUUUGAAGCAUUCCUGCGAUCCGAAUUCAGUGAUGAAAACCUGCAGUUCUACUCGGCCUGUGAGCAGUACAGGCAGUCGUCCAACAAAUUCAGCCUGCAUAGGAGGGCAAAAAUGAUUUCUGAGACUUACAUCCAGCCAGGUGCUCCCAGAGAGGUGAAUCUGGACAGUAAGACAAGAGAACUGACCAUAGAGCUCCUCAAAGCCCCCUCUCACAAUUCCCUCUCACAUGCCCAAAAGCGCAUCUACUGCCUCCUGGAAAUGGACUGUUACCCUCGUUUCCUCCAGUCGGAGAUCUACUUCACACUACUGAGGGACUCGUACUAGAACAAGAUUGGGCGGAGUGUCCAAUAAGAGCGAGGUCGUUCUAAAACUGUACAGACAUCAUGCCUGGACUGUAAGACAGGAGACAGCAAACAUGUCUCUGUGAGAACUUUUGAUGAAAAAAAUAAUCGUAACUACUGAAGACCGUUUUAGGUAAAUAAAAAGGGAAGCCGAUGAGCAGGGAUGAUGCGAUUGUCUUGAACUUGAAUGCGUCUAAAAGGUAUUGCAAUGGGGAUUGAGGUGCUAACAUUUUACAAGUUUGAUUUGGGCUUUUCUCAGUUGCUAGACUGAAAACAUUACAGGCUGAUAAGGACGACUAAAUGGCGUGUUGACAGGCAACAAAGGGAAAACACGUCUGGCAAGAAUGGGCUGUUCAGUGAAAGGACCAAGCACUCAUUAUGGGUGACAUCAGGGUCAAACCAUUUUCUGACUCAGACUUAUUUCUAAAUUUACUUUCCCGUAAAUAGUUUUUUAAUAUAGUUAAAUGGAUAUUUAAACAAAACGUCAAGAUCCCACUGACAAAAUUAAAAUAGGCAGUUAUCUAAAUAAGCAAUAUGAACACAAGUACUUCUUUGUACACAAAACUUCUUUGUAGGUUUUACAGAUGGCCAGUUCUUUAUUGGU